CAAUAAUUCUUAUGUUAUCAUUAAUUAGCUAAUGGAUUCAGUCUUGUUGUUGGUGUUGCCUAAGUGCAUUCUCAGCUAAUGCGCUAGCGGUUACCACUGAAGUGUAGUUUUGAAACGAAUUGUUGUUUUUAAAAGUAUAAUACUUGUAGCCUACUCCGCAUAAGUAACUAAAUGUACAACGUGAACAUCUGAAAUGCAACAAAAUUUUGAGUAGGUUGAGACAUGCUCUUGGCCCAGAUAAACCGUGAUUCCCAGGGCAUGGCAGAGUUUCAGGAUGCCGACGGCCAGCAGGUGACCCUGUGUCUGGCCGAAGCGGUGACCAUGGCAGACAGCGACCAUAUGGAGAGCAUGGACACUGUGAGUCUACAGGCGGUAACCCUCGCUGAUGGUUCUACAGCGUACAUACAGCAUGACCCCAAAGUUUGCUUUUCAGAUGGGCAGCUAAUGGAUGGACAGGUCAUCCAACUGGAGGAUGGGUCUGCUGCGUACGUCCAGCAUAUGUCCAUGCCCAAGUCAGGAGGAGACAGUUUACAGCUCGAAGACGGCCAGGCUGUCCAACUAGAAGAUGGAACGACAGCCUACAUCCAUGCGCCCAAAGAGACUUAUGAGCAGAGUAGCCUGCAGGCGGUCCAGCUGGAGGACGGCAGCACAGCGUACAUCCAGCACACAGUGCACAUGCCCCAGUCCAACACCAUCCUGGCCAUCCAGGCCGACGGCACCAUCUCGGACCUGCAGACAGAUGGAGGAAUCGACCCGGAGACCAUCAGUGUACUAGAGCAAUAUACCACCAAGGUGGAGAAUAUAGAGAGUGGGCUUUAUGGGCAAGCGGAGACCGACAACAGCGUCCACAUGCAGAUUGUGCUGCAGGGUCAAGAGGCGCGGCCCGGAAGGGUUUCACAUGUAGGAGAGAAAUCGUUCCGCUGCGAUCACGAUGGUUGUGGAAAACUCUACACCACUGCUCACCAUCUGAAGGUACAUGAGAGGUCCCACACUGGAGACAAGCCAUAUGUCUGUGAACACAUUGGCUGUGGGAAGAAGUUUGCUACAGGGUACGGCCUCAAGAGUCACUCGCGCACACACACAGGAGAGAAGCCCUACCGCUGCCAGGAGAUCAGCUGCCACAAGUCUUUUAAAACAUCCGGAGACCUGCAGAAGCACACACGGACCCACACAGGAGAGAAACCCUUCAAAUGUCCCGUGGAGGGCUGCGGAAGGUCGUUCACCACGUCCAACAUCCGCAAGGUACACGUCCGCACGCACACCGGAGAGCGGCCAUACUACUGCGCCGAGCCCACCUGCGGCCGCUCCUUCGCCAGCGCCACCAAUUACAAGAACCACAUGAGGAUCCACACAGGAGAGAAGCCGUACGUGUGCACUGUGCCCGGUUGCGACAAGCGCUUCACGGAGUACUCCAGCCUGUACAAGCACCAUGUGGUCCACACGCCCUGCAAGCCGUACAACUGCAACCACUGCGGGAAGACUUACAAGCAGAUCUCCACCCUGGCCAUGCACAAGCGCACGGCGCACAACGACACUGAGCCCAUCGAGGAGGAGCAGGAGGCCUACUUUGAGCCGCCCACAGAUGCCAUUGACGAUCCCGGAGUCACUUACACGUCUGUAGUGGAGGGAGAGGACUCCGGGUCGGAGCAGGUGUCUGUGGGAACUCCAGAGGUUCUUGGGCAACAGCAUCAAGUAUCCCUGGUUACACAGGACGGAACGACGCAGCAUGUCAGUAUCUCCGAAGCGGACUUACAAGCGAUGGGUGGCACGAUUACCAUGGUUACGCAAGAAGGCACCACCAUCACCAUCCCAGCCCACGAGCUGACAUCACAAGAACAUCAUUCUGUCACCAUGGUGACAGCAGAUGGCACAGAGGGACAGGUGCAGAUUAUGAACCCAGAUAUGACUGCAUACCAUUCAGUGGAGGAAGUGGACUUCAGCCAAGAACAGGAACACCAGGUUGUGACCUCCAGCCCUCACCCUGUCACGCUAUUGGCUACUUCCAAUGGCACUCAAAUUGCUGUGCAGCUCCGUGAUCAACCAUCAUUGGAAGAAGCCAUCAGAAUAGCAUCAAGAAUACAGCAAGGGGAGACCACAGGAUUAGACGAUUAACACAAAUGAACUAUGGACAAACUUAUAGCAAAAAAGGAAAAUUGUGUAUGCCACUAUUUUCUAGAUUCAACAUGAACUGUGUGUAUAUUUUGAUAUACACGUUUGUCCUAUACUGUCUUUGUGUGCCCCUCCAUCCACUGGUAAAGAGAGCAUGGUUUCUAAUAUUCUAUUGUGCUAACUGCAAUGUACAGAGAACACAUUUUUAAAAUAAAAAUACUGUGUUAUCAA
Molecule: messenger RNA, 2340 nt
Organism: Esox lucius (northern pike)
Lineage: Eukaryota; Metazoa; Chordata; Actinopteri; Esociformes; Esocidae
Gene: znf143b
Product: zinc finger protein 143b
Exons: 16
Coding region: 223-2112 (629 amino acids)
Biological process (GO): regulation of transcription by RNA polymerase II; central nervous system development
Cellular component (GO): nucleus
Molecular function (GO): DNA-binding transcription factor activity, RNA polymerase II-specific; RNA polymerase II cis-regulatory region sequence-specific DNA binding
Source: RefSeq, a predicted model, not a curated record